UCAUCCUCGUCAAUACUCAUCCCUCCCCCUCGUCGCUCCUCAUCGCACCGACGAUGGCCAGGCGUCUCUGUGGACGCUUUUAGACGGAGCCAUGGGGAAUGUUUGGGACGCGCAGACGGCCGUUUGAGAGAGGAUGGAUUCAUACGGAGGUGGUCUGAGGAGGGGAGUCUCUUGUGUGGUGGGCUUACUACACGAGUCUGCGUGACGGGACUUCAACCAGCAACAACAGCGACAAGAACAACAACAUGGCAAAAGUCAACAGUGAAAUCUCCUUUUCAACCCGACGCCGCCUGUCCAGUCACACGUCCGACGAGGAGCUGGCUGUCAUCGAAAAUGGAGAUGGCAGGGCUUGCCGUCUUUGUGACGACAACACCGGGAAGGCGCUGUCCUCCAAGUCCAGCAGACAUGCUUUCACUGGUCCUGGGGCAAUGGCCAGGCUCUCUUACUUCUUCUACAUGCUGCGCAGUUGGGCUUUUAACCGAAUGAACCCGGAGGUCACGGAAAGGCACGACUCCUUCCUGGAACGCUUCCGAGGCCCGGAGCUCAAAGACGCGUCCAGCCGGGACAGCAACGCCCACUCUCUGGGCGCCAACGACCCCCUACACAGGAAGAACCUCGCCAGUAAGUGGCCGCUAGCUACUUACAACAUCAACAACUGCAACAACACAGACGACAAAAAGGAGGACAAGAAAGAGGUUAAAAAAGACGAGAAGAAGGACGGGGACAAGAAAGAAGACGAGAAGAAGGAUGAUAAAAAGGACGAGAAAAAGGAUGAUAAAAAGGACGAGAAAAAGGAUGAGAAAAAAGAUGAGAAAAAGGACGAGAAGAAGGACGAGAAAAAGGAUGACAAGAAAGACGAUAAAAAAAAGGAGGAACCCCCGAAGGAGAUCUGGGUCAUGGACCCGGCUGCAGACAUGUACUACAGGUGGCUCACUGUCAUCGCCGGACCGGUCUUUUAUAACCUCAUGAUGAUCGUUACCAGAGCCUGUUUCAAUGAACUCCAGGAGCGCUUCACCAGACUCUGGAUAUUCCUGGACUACACCUCAGACUUCAUCUACUACACAGACACCUUCGUCAGGUCGAGAACAGGUUACCUGGAACAAGGCCUGCUGGUGAAGGACAGCAAGAAGCUGCGGAGCAAAUACAGAACCACCUCUCAGUUCAAGUACGACAUGAUUUCCAUGAUCCCCACCGAUCUGCUCUUCUUGAAAUACGGCUUCAACAACCCCGAGUUCCGCUUCAACCGCCUCUGCAAGAUCUCCAGGCUUUUCGAAUUCUUCGAGAGGACAGAAACCAGGACCAGCUUCCCGAACAUGUUCCGUAUCAGCAAUCUAGUAUUGUACAUCCUCGUCAUCAUCCACUGGAACGCUUGCAUGUUCUUUGCCAUCUCCAAGACCAUCGGCUUCGGGUCGGACACUUGGGUGUAUCCCAACAUUAGCCACCCGGAGUAUGGCCGCCUGACCAGGAAGUACAUCUACUCGCUCUACUGGUCCACACUGACUCUCACCACCAUCGGGGAAACGCCCCCACCGGUGAGAGACGAAGAGUACCUCUUUGUCAUCGCCGACUUCCUCACCGGCGUGCUGAUCUUCGCUAGUAUCGUCGGUAACGUCGGCGCCAUGAUCUCCAACAUGAACGCCUCCCGGGCCGAGUUCCAGGCCAAGAUCGACUCCAUCAAGCAGUACAUGCAGUUCCGCAAGGUCAGCAAAGACCUGGAGGCCAGGGUCAUCAAGUGGUUUGACUACCUGUGGACGGAGAAGAAAACCUGCGACGAGAAGGAGGUUUUGAAGAACCUACCGGACAAGCUCAAGGCCGAGAUCGCCAUCAACGUCCAUCUGGAUACGCUGAAGAAAGUGCGGAUUUUCCAGGACUGCGAGGCUGGACUUCUUAUCGAGCUGGUGCUCAAGCUGCAGCCUCAGGUCUUCAGUCCUGGUGAUUACAUCUGCAAGAAGGGAGACAUUGGCCGGGAGAUGUACAUCAUCAAGGAGGGGAAACUGGCCGUGGUGGCCGACGACGGAGUCACUCAGUUUGUCGUGCUCAGUGACGGCGCCUACUUUGGGGAGAUCAGCAUUCUGGGCAUCAAGGGCAGCAAGGCCGGGAACAGGCGAACCGCCAACAUCAGAAGUGUCGGUUACUCUGACCUCUUUGCCCUCUCCAAGGACGACCUUAUGGAGUCGCUCACCGAGUACCCCGAGGCCAAGAAGGCCCUGGAGGAGAAGGGCAAGGCCAUCCUGAUGAAAGACAACCUCAUCGAUGAGGCGGUGGCCAAUGCCGGUGCCGACCCCAAAGACCUGGAGGAGAAGAUCGGCAAGCUGCAGGACAACUUGGACGUCAUGCAGACCAAGUUCGCCAAACUGCUGGCCGAGUUCACCUCCAGCCAGACCAGGAUGAAGCAGAGGGUCACGCAGAUGGAAGCCCAGGUUAAGGGCAUCAAACCCGAGGACCUGACUGAGGUGUUGGCCGACAAGGACAAGAAAGUUCAAUAACACCCGAGAAACGCCUCAAUGACGUGGAAUUGUGUAUGCACGGCUUGUAACCUUCACGUCCACUUGUCUCCAAUACACAAACCCCACAAUACUGACUUUAUUCUACCCCAAAAUCCCUCAAAAUGCAUGAAAAGCCCAAAUAUGGACACCAUCGCUGUUCAUUGCUAACCUUUAAAGUAGUGCAGAGCCCUUCUUUCCUCCUGCAGCAAUACAUUGAUACUGUUUGAUACUGUACAUACCAAUGUGUAAAAUACUCAUCAAAUACUCGCUGUAUUUGUCUACACUUGUCUAUCCUUUUGUAGAUAAAAUAAAACAUUACCACACAUGUUUUGUUUUAUCUCAGCCGCCCGGGAUGUUUGUUUGAGGGAUUUCACACACACACAAAAAAAUGCACGAGCGCGCUCCUUCAACCUUUGCGGAAGCGUCGCUUUUGUACCAAGCAAGAAAAACUGGGGUGAAGAUCCUGAUAAAGGUGCGCAUACGAGAAUGUAUGUUCACUCUUGCCAUCAGUGUCCACUUGCACUGGGGCCAAGUAGGGCGGUGCCCCGUCAUAUCCAGUAGAUGGAGCUGAAUAUGAAGGUUUAUUUGUUUAUUCAUUACCAAAGCUUUUUUUAGACACUGAAAUCAUGUAAAUGAAUUUUUUUGUGCUAGAAUUUGGGAACAGAUUUUUUUUUUUACAUCAUUUUAUGCUGAAAAUUUCACUGAAUAAAAUUUGUUGAAGGAAAAAUGCCUGUGAUUUCAACUGAUUGAAAUGCAGACUUAAAAAAAAUCUGUUUGCUAAAUACGGUGUUUGAAAAUGGAGUUUACAGAAAUUCAUUUGAUUACUUUUGGAUGAUUUGAUUUUCCAAGAACAAACAGAGUUAAAGAAAAAAUAUGACAAACAAAACUGAAUAAAGUUGUAAUUCUUGGGAAAUUAGGUUGGGGAAAAACUAUAUAUAAAACUAUUAUGGGAAUAAAGUCAUAAUAUUACAAAAACAACAUUUAUAUGAGAAGUAAGUUAAAAUAUUUGGAGAAUUUAAAAAACAGCAGCAAAUCCUGGAAAAAAGCAAUAAAGUCCAAAUAUAACGGGUAUGACGGGCAUAAUAUUACGAAAGGAAAAUGUAGGAUUAUUUAUGAAGAAAGCUGAAAUAUUUAAAAAAUAAAUAAAUUAAAACAACAGUAAAAGAUCAACUUUCCUCUUUUUUCACAUUUUUGCUGUUUUUUUUUUGUAAUUUUAGAAAUAUUUAAACUUUCUUCUCAAACUGUCUAAUAUUACGACUUGAUUUCCAUAAUAUUUUGACUUUAUUUCCUUAAUAUUAUAAUUUUUUCCCCAACCUAAUUUUCCAAAA
Dunckerocampus dactyliophorus (ringed pipefish) is the source of this 3814-nucleotide messenger RNA. It is a transcript of the gene cnga3a, whose product is annotated as cyclic nucleotide gated channel subunit alpha 3a. Gene Ontology annotation, biological process: monoatomic cation transmembrane transport. Gene Ontology annotation, cellular component: plasma membrane; intracellular cyclic nucleotide activated cation channel complex. The record is from RefSeq and is a predicted model, not a curated record. Lineage: Eukaryota; Metazoa; Chordata; Actinopteri; Syngnathiformes; Syngnathidae. Gene Ontology annotation, molecular function: protein-containing complex binding; intracellularly cAMP-activated cation channel activity; cGMP binding. Bases 246 to 2486 code for a protein of 746 amino acids. The transcript has 9 exons.